Messenger RNA from Racocetra persica, 313 nucleotides. The record is from the annotation of a GenBank genome assembly. Lineage: Eukaryota; Fungi; Glomeromycota; Glomeromycetes; Diversisporales; Gigasporaceae.
CUUCAAUGUUGGAGCUGGUAUUGGUAUCAGCAUUGGUAUUGACAUUGGCGUUGAAAUUGGUGUUGGUAUUGACGUUAAAAUUGGCGUUGGUAUUAACAUUGGAAUUGGUAUUGAUACUGACGUUGGAAUUGACGUUGAUAUUGACAUUGGAAUUGGCAUUGGUAUUAACGUUGGAAUUGGCAUUGAUAUUGAUAUUGGAAUUGGCAUUGGUAUUGAUAUUAGAAUUGGCAUUGGAGUUCGUAUUGACAUUGGCACCACUAUUAUUGUCCAGAAAAUCAUCAUAACCACCAGGUUGGUUCAGAUUUUGAUAUAA